Messenger RNA from Haemorhous mexicanus (house finch), 525 nucleotides. It is a transcript of the gene SPX, whose product is annotated as spexin hormone. Gene Ontology annotation, molecular function: neuropeptide hormone activity. Lineage: Eukaryota; Metazoa; Chordata; Aves; Passeriformes; Fringillidae. The transcript has 6 exons. The record is from RefSeq and is a predicted model, not a curated record. Gene Ontology annotation, cellular component: cytoplasm. Gene Ontology annotation, biological process: positive regulation of gastro-intestinal system smooth muscle contraction. The coding region runs from base 1 to 360 and encodes 119 amino acids.
AUGCAAGUCAGUGAGGGGCUGCAUAAACCCUCAGCGUCUGCCCUGGUGCUGCUCCUGGCAGCGUCCCUCGUUGCCUUCUCCUGGAGUGCCCCUCAGGCUCAUUUCCAAAGGAGAAACUGGACUCCUCAGGCCAUGCUCUAUUUGAAGGGUGCACAGGGACGUCGCUUCAUCGCAGAUGAGAGCCAGAGGAAGGACCUGUAUGACAGAGUGCAGCUUGAAACACGCAGCCAUAACACAAAUCCUUUAUCUCUUCCUGAAGCUGCUGCACUGUUCCUUACUUCCUUACAGAAAGCACAAGAAGUGGAAGAGGAAAACAGUGAACACCCUGGCUACCUAACAGACAGUCUAUUAAACUGGUGAAAUGAUUUAAAAUGUCUUUAACAUUUGUACAGCUUUGAACCUGAAAGCAUAACUUGUGUAAGUAAAGUGUUUCAUCCAUUUUCACUGAAGUUCCCAAAGAGUGAGGUGUUUUCACAUUGCAAAAUUCUGAAUGCAAAGGGAUUAAAAGGUACUAGUUCAGAUAAG